Aphanomyces astaci is the source of this 1655-nucleotide messenger RNA. RefSeq lists its product as hypothetical. The record is from RefSeq and is a predicted model, not a curated record. NCBI's taxonomy places the organism in Eukaryota, Oomycota, Saprolegniomycetes, Saprolegniales, Verrucalvaceae. The coding region runs from base 13 to 1509 and encodes 498 amino acids. The transcript is spliced from 9 exons.
CAUCCGGAUACAAUGGUGACAAAUAUCCGGAAAACAAAGACCUCAACGUCCGGAAAUGUACUUCAGCAGCUUCAACAAGCAACCAUAAUGAAUGGCAAAGGCGGCAAGAAGCGCAAAGCCGCGGCGAUGUCCGUCGAGGAUGAGAUCGCUGCGGUGAACGAUAUUCUGCAGUCGGAAACCACGUCACGAGAGUCGUGGCAAGUGGGGAAGCGGCUCAAGACGUUGAUCGACGCACACCCGGACAUGACCAAGGAGCAGCUUGGAAACACCAUGUGCAUGUGGGGCACGGCGAUUUCGCGCAUUGCGUCGGAGAACGACGACGCGACAUUGGCCGAAGCUGCCAUGGACAAGUUCCAUCAAGCGUUGACGUUGCUGGGCCAGGACGAGAUGGGUCCGUACGGCAUGGCGCUGUACGGCAGUACGUCCAUGAUUGUCGCGACGGAGAAGCAAGACCGAUCUGUCCUCGAAGCGGCGCUCGCGCAAUUUGACGCGGCAGUGGCGAUGGACACACCCGAAGCCUUCGAGUCCCCUUUUCAAUACGCCAAAGCGUUGAAAGAAGGAUCGGUCCUGGUCCAGCAUUUGAUAGAUACUGCCGCCGACACCACCGUCACAGACGAGGACAACAAGGGGAUAGCAGACAGUAUCGCAUUUCAAUCCCCCCAAGCCCUUCAACAAAAGGGUCUAGAGAUAUGCAAUCACAUUCUCCAACAACAUGCAGCCGUGCUUUCCGACACUCCACUUCAACACGCUACCGGUGACAACGACUCGGGUGACGAAACUGGUGACGAUGAAGUGGAAGACGAAGUGACCAAGGAAGACAUGUCCGAGGUCGUGCUGCUGCAGGCGCAACUCACUGCGCUACUGGCCACAGCCACCCCCGACGCCAUAUACGACCUAUUCAAGCAAGCAUAUGAACUCCAUCGAGAAAAUGUCAACGCGCUGAUUGAAAUGAACACGUUCGUGUGUCGCGUGGAAUUGACAUCGUCAAUGGUUCCGUGGGUCGUGCCCCGCCUCGAAUGGAUGCAACAAGAGCUGCUUCGUGUUCUCGACGAGCUCGAGUUUGACCUGGACUCGUGUUUUGAGCACGUGAUGCGCGCGUCGACGUUGGCAAAGCCCAAACCAGUCAACGAGGUCGUUCCCAAGGUGCUCGACGUCCUCGGCCGCAACCUCGUGGCCCAGCUCAAAGCGUCCUCGUCUUCUUCGAACGAACUUCACGCCCACGCACUCAAGGUGCUCCAGUGCGCGCACCACCUCCACGACGCGUUCGGGUGCUACUCCCUCGCCGCACUUCACGCGCUCCCAGCGUUUGUCAACCCCACAGAGUGCCACGUAUGGCUCGACACGUGCGAGAGCUACGGCGUGCUCGAUGAUGAGUUCCAAGCUCGAGACUUUAUUACCAUGAAGGACCAAGACUGGUUCGGGGCGUUCGCAGCACCCAACGGCACGCUGCACCCGGUGCACGCCGAGCUCGUAGUCGCCCCAUCGGCGCCAUCGCCGUCGUCGUCGUAGGGUCUAGUGGAUGUAAUAACUCUAGUAUUUCCGAUUGACGAAGGAUGAUCCCGUUGGGUAUGACUACCCUGAAAUACAUUUACAAAUAUAUAUAUUGUGACCCUAAUUCGCCAGUUUGGGACCGAAUUCAAUAAGGGAGCGCCUGG